CGUGUGGCUAGCCACCGGGAAAUGGCUUUGGUCAAGGUCACGAGCCACUCUGCUGUCUCCUACCCGAACACAUUAGCCCUGUCAGUUCACAGGGCUGGCCAGCAUGAGUCUGACCAGACAGUCCCAACCUCCUCUUGCUUCAUCUUGCUGCCUUCUGUCCCAUUGACCGCAAUGUAUCCUUUGCUCCCUCCAGUGUUGUGGCUGUGCUGAUUCACGCCAAGCGCCUUCCCUUCUCUGUCCUUUUAGUGGUGGAACACAUGAGUAAAAUACCUAUCCCCUCCAAUGUGUAUACCGCUGUGUGUAUAAUAUGUUACAGGCUGUUCAACGAUUUAGUGAGAGACGCUGCGGGCUAACCAAUUGGCUCAACAUUUCAGUACUGUAAUGAUAUCACAGUGGAGCGUAGCUGGGUUUCUGCGAAGGGUGUCACAUGGAACACAAGCCGACUGGGAGCCCAGCUGGAGAGGGGUUGGCCUUGCCUGUGACCUUUUCUUUUCAGCAGCUGUGGGUGUGACAGUGAAGUGAGUGCAUGCGUCUGUACAGUACAAGUGCGAGAGCCCAACAGGAAAGCAAGCUGGGCAAAUUCACUUUAGUAGUGAGCAUGAGCUUGUAGUCCGCUGAACCCUUCCCCCAUGGCCUGAUCACUGCAGUACAGGGAGGAAGAGGUCCCCAGACAGCCGCUUGGUAGGGGCGCUCAACUCUUGAGGGCACGUGCUCUAGCUUCAUUACAAUGAAAGAUGUGUUUGUGGACUGGAAGCAGAACGCCAACGAGGUGACGGUGAGGCUACGUUGUGGGGAUGGGGUGCACAGUGUGGAGGACGUCUCGACAACCUUCUCCGACACCGACUGUCAGGCCUUCUUCCCAGAUGGCCGUCAUUGGGACUGUCAUCUGCAUGAGGAGAUUGAGGGCUCCUGCAGCAAAGUGCAGUACAAAGAGAAGGGCGGCUUCCUGCAUUUGGUCAUGCACAAGAAGAUCCCCUUUCACUCCUGGCCUUCUCUUAUGCGAACUAAAAGUGAAAAGGAGCCCGUACGCUUGCAGUCCAGGAACGUUAAAGAGCGCCUGCCUGCGGUAAAGCCGGAGACAUCAGUCCCUGUGACGGCGGGCGGGCCCAAGGUGCCCAUCCAGACACCUGCUCCAUCUCCACCCGCACAGAGCGAACAGAGGCGUGGCAAAGGGGAGCGGGGCGUAAAACUCCCCCUGAAGAACAAACUCCCACCAGCAGCAGCGUCCAGGUCGGAGACUGCAGUAGAAGGCCUGACCAAGCCUGUCAGUAAAGGAGCGCUUCCCCGGGAGCCCAGUGCCAAGAGCACAAUUCUCCUCCCCAAGGAGCCCAGCUCAUUAACUCCAUGGGAUACACACCCAAAGUCGACAACCAAUGGAAAACCACACUCCCCCACUCCCACCUGCUGGGAAUCCCAGACCCCUGCAGCUGAUGACAGUCGUGUGGAGCUGCUAGGCAAUGGCCAUGAGAGUCCAGCACCUGAGGCAGCCGUCGGCUGCAGACUCGCCCGGAACAUUCCGGUGCUGGAAGGAAAAACAACCUCUGAGCCUGAUUGCAAGGCUGGGGCAGAGGAGGACAGCAUUGCAGCCACCAGUGUGUCCAGUCCUGGGCGCUGCCUCAACCAAGGGGAGGCUCUGAGGACUGACUCUGAGACAGUAGGUAGGAGGUCCCAGGUAGAGUCUGACCAGGCCACCCUGUCACCAUCCCUGCAGUCAGAACCAGGGGAGGCUGUGGCCGUAACACUCAACAACCUGGAGGAGUCGUCCAGCCAGAUCAGCAAAGAGGAGGAGAAGAUGGACAAAUCUAAAGAUGACCCGCUGGAGAUCAAGCAGGAGGAAGCUGUCCCCGAGCCAAUGGUGAACCUGACGUUUGUGAAGAACGACUCAUACGAGAAAGGGAAUGAUCUAAUGGUGGUGAACGUCUACAUCAAGGGCAUCUGUAGAGAGACGGCCCGUGUGAUCUUCAGGGAACAGGACUUCACCCUCCUCUUCAAGACAAGCGACGCACAUUUUUUGCGCCUUCAUACGGACUGUGGAGCGAAUACCGUGUUCAAGUGGCAAGUCAAGCUUCGGAAUCUGAUCCAGCCUGAGCAAUCUACAUACGCCUUCACCCCGUCUCGUAUAGACAUCACCCUGAAGAAGAGACACAGUCAGCGCUGGGGGGGGCUGGAGGCACCUGCUACACAAGGUGCAGUGGGGGGCGCCAAGGUUGCUGUGCCCUCUGGGCCAUCCACUCAGGCCACUCAGCCGGGCAGCAGCCAGCACACUCUGCCUGCCAAGGACGAGUCCCCUCGGGUGGGGGAGGAGAAACCCAAAACCCCCCGGUCUGAUGAUGGAGGCCUGGACAGUGUGUCGGCCCGCACCGUCUCAGACCAUGUCCCCAUCAAACAGGAACCUGCAGUCACGCCCAAACCCACCUGUAUGGUCCAGCCCAUGUCCCACGCGCCUCCUGCUGUCAGUGAGCGCAGCGUUGAGGAGGACGAGGAGAAGGUUUGUCAUCCAGGCUUCACAGGCUUGGUCAACCUGGGCAACACCUGCUUCAUGAACAGCGUCAUUCAGUCUUUGUCCAACACCCGAGAACUCAGGGACUACUUUCAUGACCGGGCGUUUGAGACAGAGAUCAACUGUAAUAACCCGUUGGGGACGGGUGGGCGGCUGGCCAUUGGGUUCGCUGUGCUGCUGCGGGCUCUGUGGAAGGGGACCCACCAUGCUUUUCAGCCCUCCAAGUUAAAGGCCAUUGUGGCCAGUAAGGCCAGCCAGUUCACAGGCUAUGCGCAGCACGAUGCUCAGGAGUUCAUGGCCUUCCUCCUGGAUGGCCUCCACGAGGACCUGAACCGCAUCCAGAACAAGCCCUACACCGAGACUGUGGACUCAGAUGGACGGCUGGACGAGGUGGGUGAAAUAGAGGUGGUGGCAGAGGAGGCGUGGCAGAGGCACAAGAUGAGGAACGACUCGUUCAUCGUGGACCUAUUUCAGGGCCAGUACAAAUCUAAGCUGGUCUGCCCCGUGUGUUCAAAGGUUUCCAUAACCUUUGACCCCUUCCUCUACCUGCCUGUUCCGCUGCCUCAGAAGCAGAAGGUCCUCACUGUGUUCUACUUUGCUAAAGAGCCUCACAAGAAACCAGUCAAGUUCCUGGUGAGUGUGAGUAAGGAUAACUCGAGCACUGCCGAGGUCCUGGAGUCUAUCUCUCGGAGUGUGAGGGUCAAAGCAGAGAACCUGAGACUGGCGGAGGUGGUGAAGAGUCGCUUGCACAGGAUAUUCCUCCCGUCCCAAUCCCUGGACACAGUCUCCUCCUCAGACAUGCUCUUCUGCUUUGAGGUGCUAUCCAAAGAGCUGGCCAAGGAGAGGGUGGUGCUUCUCCGGGUCCAGCAGAGGCCGCAGGUCCCUAGUAUUCCCAUCUCCAAGUGUGCAGCCUGCCUGAAGCCUCCCCUGUCCGAGGAAGACAAGCUGAAGCGCUGCACUCGAUGUUACCGCGUGGGCUACUGCAACCAGGCUUGCCAGAAAAAUCAUUGGUCCAACCACAAGGUAAUGUGUCGCCCCAACAUGGAGAACGUGGGGCUCCCGUUCCUGGUCAGUGUCCCUGAGUCCAGACUCACCUACGCCCGCCUUUCCCAGCUGCUGGAAGGUUACUCAAGGUAUUCAGUGAAUGUGUUCCAGCCUCCCUUCCAGUCAGGCCGGACGUCCCCUGAGGCCACCCAGUGCCGGGCUGACCUCCCCCCUCCAGCGGAGACGCCUGAAGCCUUGGAGCUUGUGGAUGAGGCCAGGGGCGGUGGGGUGGGGGACGCUGCGCGGGAGGAGCCUGAGUCUCUGUUAGAAACAGCCCAGGCCUCCGCUCCCCCAGCUGGAGACCCAGACAGCCUCUCCACCCGCACCACUGACUCAGGCUUCUCCGAGCCCUGCUCCUGCCUCCACGACCCCCAGGGAGAGAAGGAGACCUGCUGUGAGAAGGCUGUCAGGCCAGAAGCUGCUGUGACAGGCUACCAGCAACCAUCAGAAUGUCCAUCCAGCCACGCCUCUCAGUUCUAUAUCUCUGUCCUUGACUCCAACAGCAAGGAGCAGAAACUAGAGGAAAAGGAAGAUGCUGUUCUUGACCUCCCCGAGGAUGCCACCCUGGAGCUGGUAUGGAAGAACAAUGAGCGCCUGAAGGAAUAUGUGCUUGUCAGGUCCAAGGAGCUGGAGUUUGUGGAAGACCCUGGGUCGGUCAGUGAGACGGCCAGGGCCGGGCACUUCACCCUGGAGCAGUGCCUCAACCUCUUCACCAGGCCUGAGGUGCUCGCCCCGGAAGAGGCAUGGUACUGUCCGAAGUGCCAGCAGCACCGGGAAGCCUCCAAACAGCUGCUGUUGUGGCGUCUCCCCAACGUCCUCAUUAUCCAGCUCAAACGCUUCUCGUUCCGCAGCUUCAUCUGGAGGGACAAGAUCAACGACAUGGUUGACUUCCCCGUCAGGAACCUGGACCUUAGCAAGUUCUGUAUUGGUCAGAAGGACGACAUGGCACAGCCGCCCAUCUAUGACCUCUACGCUGUCAUUAAUCACUACGGGGGAAUGAUCGGAGGUCACUACACGGCAUACGCCCGCCUGCCCAGUGACAAGAACAGCCAGCGCAGUGAUGUCGGCUGGCGUCUGUUUGAUGACAGCACCGUGACCACAGUCCAGGAGAGCCAGGUCGUGACGCGCUACGCCUACGUGCUGUUCUACCGCCGCCGCAGCUCCCCUGUUGAACGGCCGCCCCGCCCCCUGGGGCCUCCCGGGGCCGAGCCCCCCACUACCGCGGGGGCCACCGCCAGCCAGGCCUCUCUAAUAUGGCAGGAACUGGAGGAGGAAGAGGAGGGUCUUGAAGAGGCCCCCCAGGGCCUGUUCCGCACCAGGCUGCGGAGAAGAGCAACCGGGUGGAGGGAGCAGGAAGAGGAGGGGGUGGAGGGGCAGGUCCGAAGGCGACACCGAAGGAACUCUGGUUAUUCUGAUGACGACUGUGUCCGAUAUUUGGUUUUGGGCACCUUGGCUGCUCUGCUAGCGUUGGUCCUGAACCUGCUUUACCCACUUCUCUACAGAGCCAUCUGGCGCUAAAUGGCCAGUUUUAACACAUUUAAAUACACACAUACAAGCCUACACACCAAAAUAAAUGGUAUAUAUUUUUAGGUUAUUCAACUUCUAAUACAGUAUCUGUGCCAGUAUAGGAAUUAUUUUCUUUUUAUUUGUAGAUGGCUCAUGAUAAAAAUGCUGUUGAACACAUUGAAAUGAAGCAACUCAAUAUGCAUCAAUCUAAGCUAUGUAUAAUUAAAAGAAACUAUACAAGUUCAAAUGUAGCUUCUAAGAGUUACUUUGCUCAGCGAAACUUGGCCUGGAUGACCGUUUUUUGGUGUACAUUCUUGUCCAGUAUAAUUAAACGUCAAUCGGCCGUUAACUUGGGUCCCUUUACAUUCUUGUCCAGUAUAAUUAAAUGUCAAGCGGCCAUUAACUUGGGUCCCUUUACUUUCUUGUCCAGUAUAAUUAAACAUCAACCGGCCAUUAACUUGGGUCCCUUUACAUUCUAGUUCAGUGUGCUUAACUGUUAACCAGCCAUGAACUUCGAUCACUCUACCGUGUACUUAAGCAGCAGCAAGUCUUUAACUUGGGUCCCUCUAGAGUCUAUGUCUGUAUACUUCAAUGUCAACAGGUCUUUCACAUAUCCUCCCCUUAUUGAUGUGUCUCAGUAUGUAGGUUUUUGGUGUUCAUUUGAUGUGCUUGUUUAGAAACGGAUAGACCAAAGUGAUGUUGCUGAGAUGACUUGAACUGGGGCUAUAUUUCUAGGGUGUAGUCCUACUGUAGUAGUGUUGUGGCUGGGAAGUAUACUACUGCUCACUCACAGAUAAUGUACGUUGUGUUUUAGCACCACCCCAGUGAUUGUAUGAUGGGCAUAUCUGCCUGUACAGUCUACUGUAGGCUGAAGACAGUUCAAAUGUAUUUUUGCCUUCUAAAUGAGUGGUUUUCAGACUCACUGUAAAGUAUUGUCAGCCUUUUCUUUUCACUGUUUGUAGUGUUUUUAUUUAUUUUAUGUCAGCAGCUCUAAAAUGGCUAGUUUGAGAUUUAGCAAUGAAGCCUUCCUUCGAGUCAGAUGAACUCGUGCAUACCAUUACUUGUUUGCGCAGUUGCUAGCUAGCA
Molecule: messenger RNA, 6136 nt
Organism: Esox lucius (northern pike)
Lineage: Eukaryota; Metazoa; Chordata; Actinopteri; Esociformes; Esocidae
Gene: usp19
Product: ubiquitin specific peptidase 19
Exons: 24
Coding region: 728-5062 (1444 amino acids)
Biological process (GO): protein deubiquitination
Molecular function (GO): cysteine-type deubiquitinase activity
Source: RefSeq, a predicted model, not a curated record